This is a messenger RNA of Aspergillus pseudonomiae, 801 nucleotides long. RefSeq lists its product as uncharacterized. The record is from RefSeq and is a predicted model, not a curated record. Bases 133 to 612 code for a protein of 159 amino acids. The transcript has 2 exons. Lineage: Eukaryota; Fungi; Ascomycota; Eurotiomycetes; Eurotiales; Aspergillaceae.
GGUGUCAAUCUGUGCGUGUCAUCGGCCAACGACCUCGUCGAACUAAUUACGUCCAAUCUACACAUCCACGAUGAUAUCCUUCCUCCAUUCUGGCACAAUGUUUUCUGUAUGUGCUCCCAUAUCACCCAUUAAAUGCCGGUUACUGACCUAUCACCUCACCUAGACAUGCAUAGCUGUGCAAUUGUCUUUCUUAUCUGUCACCUUUGCUGCCUCAGCCGCAUCAAGGAUGAGAAUAUCCUUACUACCGGCUGGAAUAAAUGUUUAAGCUUCUUCCGCUCCUAUCGAUCACAGAGUCGGUCUGCCAAAAGGUGUCUUCGAAUCAUGGAAGCCGUUCGGGGGGACCCUUUCCCUCCCCAAAAGUAUACUCAUCCUGUCAACCUUCGUGACAGCUCGUCCAGUCAGUGCCAAAAUGUAUUGUUACAACACGAGAUGGAGUAUCCACGACACUUCUUUGAACCAGCCAUGCCCGGCGAUCAAACGACAAGUUGGAUAAGUGAUCCUGUUGAAAUCAAUUGGCUCUCGAUAUUCCCUUUUGUACAGGGCCUAGAUGAUGGGAAUUCAGGGUUGGGCGAAAUUGGCCUCGAAACGGACGCGAUGCCAGAGCGCCAUUGAUUUCUAAGAAUACCCCUACACAUAGUUGUAGUGUUAUAUACCCUUGUACUAUCAUGAGAUAAUACCCUCAUGGCCAGUGACAUACCCCUCCACCACCUUAUUGUCCUAAUCUGACGAAAUAACGGAAUUAUGAAUUACAAUCUUCUAUUGUGCGUUUGGAAAGCUUUGACAUUGGAACGAGAGAUCAAA